AUGGCACCACCUUCGCCGCGACGGUCAUCAAGGGCCCGCGCCACAAAUUCACAAUCCCAACAGUCCUCUGUGUCCUCAAGUACAUCGGGCCGAGUCGAGCGGAACACGAGAUCGGUCGUCAAACCCUCUUCCAACAAAUCUACCCCUAGCGCCUCAUUGUCCUCGGAACCGUUUGAGGACCUUGACGACACUCUUCUUGGUAGAAGGCGAAAGCGCAAUCACGAGGACGAGAACGAGAAGACCUCCAAACCUGAAAACUUUGACAUGGCGAAUGGAAGUGACGACCUCCAGGAAGAAGAAGACGAAGCAGUUCGGUGCAUUUGUAAUGCUGAGGAUUACCCAGGUCGCCCGCCUGUAGAAGGCGUAGACCUGGAGUUUUUCAAUGCCAUUGAAUUUACUGAAGAAGUUACCGGCUUCUUCGUUCAAUGCGAUGUUUGCAAAGUCUGGCAGCAUGGUGCCUGUGUAGGCAUUUUUAGUGCCGAAAGCUCACCCGAUGAAUAUUUUUGUGAGCAAUGCCGGAAAGAUCUUCAUAAGAUCUAUACUGCAAGCAAUGGUCAAAAAUGGUCCAAAUAUGUCCCUCAUAACCGCCCAUCACGCGCAACCUCCCGAGCCACCUCGAUUGCAAAGGAAGGCAACCGUUCGCCAAAGCCGGGGACAAGCAAGAACUCCCGCCCUACCUCCGCUUCGCAAACCUCCAAACGACGAUCUACAAUGAAUAGCCGCGACCGGGCAUAUGAAGAUGAACAAUUAUUGCGCGCUAUCGAGGCAAGCAAAGAAGAUGUGCCUCAGGAUGGAGAAAUCCUGACCCGGCGAGCCAAACGAGGCCGUAGCGACAGCGAGGAGUCAGUGGCUGUCAAUGCUCGGCCACGAGACGAGAAAUUGGCAUCACUCAGAAACCCGAUCAGCGUUAAGCGACAGAGGACCAGCUCUAGGUCGCCUUCGCCACCUACCGAACCGACCGAGGAACCAAGUCACAAUGAAUCAGAUGACGAAAUAAACACACGCAACGGAGUAAAGAAAGUUCGCAAUAACAAGAAUCAACGGCUCAAAUCGGAGAAGGAAGACAAAGAACGCCAGAGGCAAGAGGCGGCAGAUAAACGCAAAGGUCGCGCGGAAAGGCGACGAGGAGAUGACUCAGAUCCCCCAGAAGAAACCCCUCUUGCUGUCACUAAACCUCCAGCUGCCAAGAGCGUCGAAACACCCGUCAUCAUGGAAACCCCUGUGCCAGUGCAACCUGUCCCGGACACGCCCCCCACGAACAACCAACCCAUUUCAAGUACCCAUAAGCGUAGUGGGAGAACCAUUCAGAAAAAGGGUAAAGGGAGGAAUCAAUACACCAGAGAUCGCGACGCGGAUGGCGAGUCACCCGCACGAUCAAUGUCGCGAGAUCUACAGAAGAAUGGCGAUGAGCCUACCCCAAGUCACCCGAAACCGAUCAGCGAACAUCGAUAUGGGAAGUCUAAGCCAGCCAUGCAUCACAAGCUGAACAUGGUGGAUAUGAAGCGACGUGUUGGCGCCAUUCUGGAUUUUAUUUCGAGGACUCAAGUAGACCUUGCAGCCGAAGCCCUCCCAGUGCCAAACGGAGAUGCAAAUAUUGGGGAAGCGCCACCCCUGAAAAUCUCGGGUCCAGAGCCCUCAGAGAGUGGGCGCACAAGGGAGUCUUCCGAGGGUAAAGAAUUCAAAGACUUGAACUGCAUGGAGAUGAUGGAUGUUCUUACGCGGGAUAUGGUCAAGUGGCAGAACCAGUAUACCUGA
Fusarium sp. VM40 is the source of this 1755-nucleotide messenger RNA. The record is from the annotation of a GenBank genome assembly. Lineage: Eukaryota; Fungi; Ascomycota; Sordariomycetes; Hypocreales; Nectriaceae.